This is a messenger RNA of Lytechinus pictus (painted urchin), 944 nucleotides long. RefSeq lists its product as uncharacterized. Gene Ontology annotation, cellular component: plasma membrane. The coding region runs from base 90 to 944 and encodes 284 amino acids. NCBI's taxonomy places the organism in Eukaryota, Metazoa, Echinodermata, Echinoidea, Temnopleuroida, Toxopneustidae. The record is from RefSeq and is a predicted model, not a curated record. The transcript has 4 exons.
CAUUUGGCAUUGAAUCGAGUGCCUUGUACUACUUGCGUGCAAUAACGUAUCAUUUCUCAUCCAAUCUGAUAUCUCUUGCACAUUUCGAAAUGGCUCUGAUAAACGUUUCACGUUUGACUGUGAUAGGAGUCCUAUCUAUAUUCUCCUGCUUCAUUCAAGGUACAUUAGCCUCGGAUGUACCCGACGAUACCGUGUACACUGAUGGACAGAAAACGGUACGGAAGGGAGACAGCGUUGUCCUUACAUGUCGGUUUCGAGGGACACCAUAUGCUGUUUACUGGAAGAAAGGUGAUGACCCAAGAAGUGCGCCAAACCUUGUAUCAUGGAUUCCUACGGAUGACGUCACGGGUAAAUGUGAAGGUCAAAGGCCAUGUGAGAUCAUGGAGAUGAAUGAAGAUCGAUCUUUGGUCAUUAAAGAAGUCAGCAUUGCAGAGGAAGGUCGAUACAUUUGCAGAGUAUCGAACUACCAGGGAAACCUCAUUCACAACUUUACAGAUAUCCGUGUAUUUUCGCCUCCCUCUGAACCGUAUCCACGUAUUGAGGAAUGCCAAGGGGAACCCGUCAACAAUGUCAAGCAAUCCUGCCGGCUUCCAGCUUCUGACAGUGUCACCAUCACCUGUACCGCAUCGAAGUACUUUCCCGAAAUCGAUCUGUUCUUCCUCCAUGAAUCUAUUACGACGAACGCAACAUACUCGCAAAUCGGUGAACAGAAAAACGUGGACGGCACUAAAAACAAAUCGGUUUCCAUCGUCGCCAGGCCGAGUGAAACCCCCUAUGUGUGCGUGGCAUCCCGUAUCCCUGGAUCGCCAGCCCGAAGGACAGUUAGUGUAACAGUGUAUACUAUUGAGUCAACAGUUGCCAUGACGACAACCCAAACUAAUCAUACGAUUCCACCUCACCAGAUACAUGGAGCAGCCAAAGUUGGUUAUUCCCCUUAUUUGUAG